Molecule: messenger RNA, 1015 nt
Organism: Emericellopsis atlantica
Lineage: Eukaryota; Fungi; Ascomycota; Sordariomycetes; Hypocreales; Bionectriaceae
Exons: 3
Coding region: 164-652 (162 amino acids)
Source: RefSeq, a predicted model, not a curated record
UGUGCAGGCAGCGCUGCACCACGGCUGACACGAUCUGCGCAUUCCAAUUAAACGAUCCGUCAGAGCCUCCAAGCAUCUCUCACAUCGUCGACACUCGUCUUAGUCCCUCCCGGCCAAACCAACACUACCUUCCCCCCCACGCACACACACAACCACCACCAAGAUGAAGUUCACUCCUGUUGCGUUUGCCGGCCUUCUUGCCCUUGCCAAGGGCCAGGAUGUCAUCGACGACGUCAAGUCCAUCGGCGAGGACAUCGUCUCCGACAUUGGCAAUGGCUUCAGCGAUGUCGUAGACAACAUCCACACCGAGUUCGAUAACAUCGUCUCCGAGGUCACCGGUGGCGCCGCCUCGUACUGGAGCGACAGGCUCGCGUCCGUCUCCGCCAAGUACGACGACCUUCUCGAGUCCUACUCGGAUAUCGCCGCCACUGCCUCUGGCGACGCCGCCGCACGUGUCACCUCGCUCAUCGGUGAGGCUAGCGAGGCGGCCAACGAUGCCGCCUCCCGGGCCAGCGACGCCCUCGAGGACGCUGAGGACAACAACGACGACAACAACGACGGUGGUGACGGCGAGGACGCUGGUGUCAUGCAGGUCGCUGCCCUCGGCCUCGCUGGUCUCGCCGGUGGUGUCGCCGUCUUCAUGAACUUGUAAACAACAGCAACGAACCAACCAAUGGGAAAUUCAUGUAUGGAUAAGAAGCUAUGCAUUGCACAUGAGGAUAUCAGUGGAGUUGAGGUAGCCAUUUAAUACCCCCCAAUAGCAAACUGCUGCGCAGUUCAUAACGGCCUUUUUCUGCUAUCGAGUUAAUAUACACUCUCAAAGUACCAAUCAACUACCUCUACUGUGAGCCCAUAAAAAAACGCCGUACUGCUAUGCCUAUGCUUUGGAAUACUCGUGUUGGCAAGGCGUGUUUGAAUACUCACUGCCUCACUGCUUUGCUCUCGUCUCCCCCCAUAACCGAUCUAUAAUCUGAAAUGUGGCUGUGACAUUGCGCAUUGUCGCCUCAUCGGCCUG